Molecule: messenger RNA, 3375 nt
Organism: Sesamum indicum (sesame)
Lineage: Eukaryota; Viridiplantae; Streptophyta; Magnoliopsida; Lamiales; Pedaliaceae
Product: Pentatricopeptide repeat (PPR) superfamily protein
Biological process (GO): RNA modification
Molecular function (GO): zinc ion binding; RNA binding; protein binding
Source: RefSeq, a predicted model, not a curated record
UUUUUAAUUCAUUAAAUUUAUUUUCCAAAGCUACCAAUUUGACUUUAGCUUAUCUUUAAUAUUUUUUACAAACACCAUCAUCCCUUUUAAUUUCUAAUACACCUUUUAGCUAUUUUUACAAAAACCACUCCAGAUAUAGAACACAGAGAUUUUCCCGAACAAUCCUUUUCCAUAAGCUUCAGCUAAGCUUCAACAGUUGCUCCUUUUCCAAUUUUGUGCUCAUAAUAAAUGUAGGGGGUGUAGGUGAAUACCAUAGUUCCCAAAUUAUAUCAGCCUAAUAGCCCAAUUAUAAAAGUUUCUACCGAAAGUAUUGUUCUUCUACACACUGGAGGAGGAUUGAUUUCCUUUUCCUUCAUUCAGUGUCUUUCGGUGCUCCAUUUGUCCUGUUUAUAUGAAAUUCUGAAAUACCCAAGUAAAAAGAAUCUAAUUAUCAGAAAGAACGCUUAAAAUGAUGUGUAGAAACAGCUGGGAGUGCAUUGGAGAUUUCUUUGAUGAUUUUGAGGUUGGAGGUUUUGGUCUUGGAUGACUUGGGCUUUCCAAUCCCGCUUCUGUUCUUUACAGGAUGAGUCUGAAUUUGAAUUUUUCAUUUGAAAAGAAGACGGGGUCAUGUUAAGUCCAAUGGACGUAAGAAAGCUCUUAAAAGCAUCAUCUGGUGCGAAAAAUCUCAAAUUUGGUAAGAGCAUUCAUGCCCAUCUCGUUGUCUCCAAUCAAAUUUCUCGAGACCGCGUGAUCGAGAGGAAUUCCUUGAUAAAUGCUUACUCGAAGUGCGGUGACAUAGCGAGUGCUCGCCUACUGUUCGAUAGAAUGUGGAAGAAGAACGUUGUUUCGUGGGGUAGUAUAAUGGCUGGGUAUUUGCAGCAUGGGUGUGCUUCAGAGGUUAUAGAGCUGUGUAGGUACAUGGUUAAAGUGGAUAAAUUAUGCCCGAAUAAAUAUGUAUUAGCAACUGUUCUUGCAUCCUGCUCGAAUUGUGGGUUGCUGGAUCAAGGUCAACAAUGUCAUGGGUAUGCGUUAAAAUCUGGAUUGAUCUUUCAUCAGUAUGUGAAGAAUGCACUUGUAAACAUGUACUCGAUGCUCUCUGAUGUGAAGGAGGCUGUGCGGGUUAUGAAUUCCACCUCAAGAUCAGAUAUUUGUACCUAUAAUUCUGUGUUGAAGGGACUCUUGGAUCAUGGGGAUUCCAGAGAAGCAUCAUACGUUUUGCGGAGUAUGGUGGUUGAAUGUGAAUCUGAUGAGUGGGACAGUAUAACUUGUGUUAAUGUGUUUGGAGUCUGUGGAAGUCUUAAGGAUUUAGAUUUGGGAAGACAAGUUCACAGCAGAAUACUGAAGACUGGUGUGGACUGUGAUUUGUUUGUAGGUAGUGCCACUGUGGAUAUGUAUGGAAAAUGUGGUGAAAUCUCAUCUAUGAGAAGAGUUUUUGAUGUGUUGCAUACUAAAAAUGAGGUUACUUGGACAGCGGUAUUGACUGCUUAUUUACACAACGAAUGCUUUGAAGAAGCACUCAAACUAUUUCUAGAAAUGGACCUUCAAAAUGUUGUACCAAAUGAAUACACAUUUGCAGUGGUUUUGAACUCAUGUGCUGGUAUCUCGGCGCUUGGAUAUGGCAAUUCAUUACACGCACGUGCUGAGAAGAUGGGAAUGAAGGAUCACACUGUUGUUGGUAAUGCUCUGAUCCAUAUGGCUACAAGGUGUGGCCUCAUUGAUGAUGCAAAUACUGUGUUCAGGAAUAUGUUACAUCGAGAUGUCAUAUCGUGGAACUUAAUGAUAACUGGUUACUCGUAUCAUGGGCUUGGCGAGGAAGCCCUGGAUGUGUUUCAACAGAUGUUAAUAGCGAAACACCGACCAAGUUAUGUAACCUUCGUCGGCGUGCUCUCAGCCUGUGGCUUCUUGGGACGUGUAGAUGAAGGUUUCUACUAUCUGAAUCAUAUGAUGAGGGAGUUUGACAUUGAACCUGGAUUAGAGCACUACACCUGUAUUGUUGGGCUUCUGGCUAGGGCAGGAAGGCUAGACGAGGCAGAGAAUUUCAUGAGAUCAAUCCCAAUCAAAUGGGAUAUUGUUGCCUGGAGAACUUUGCUUAAUGCUUGUCAUGUCCAUCAGAACUAUGGUUUAGGAAAGACAGUUGCAGAUACUGUGCUGCAUAUGGACCCCAGUGAUGUGGGAACUUGUAUACUGAUGUCAAAUAUGCAUGCCAAAGCAAAGAGAUGGGAUAAAGUUGUGGCGGUUCGAAAGUUGAUGAGAGUAAAGAACAUAAAGAAAGAGCCUGGAUUGAGCUGGACAGAGAUAAGGAAUGAGACACAUGUCUUUGUUUCAGAUGACACUAAACAUGUCGAGUCUGUACGAAUUCGUGAGAAAGUGAAGAAAUUGUUGGUAGAAAUUAAACCUCUGGGUUAUGUUCCUGAUAUUGUUUCCGAGUUGCAUGAUGUGGAAGAGGAACAGAAAGAAGAUCACAUCAGUUAUCACAGCGAGAAGUUGGCUAUAGCAUAUGCUAUUAUGAAAACACCUCCAGAGGCACCAAUUCAUGUGAUUAAGAACCUAAGAAUAUGUGAUGAUUGCCACUCUGCUGCUAAAUUUAUCUCAAAGCUCACAAAGAGAACAAUAGUUGUAAGAGAUGUUAAUCGGUUUCAUCAUUUCAGAGAUGGUUACUGUUCAUGUGCUGACUACUGGUAAAAUAUAGUCUUAACUUCUCUUGAUAUGACGGAAGAGUAAGGGAGAAGGCCUGCUACAUUGUAUAGGCCACUUAAUACUAACCACUGAGCAAUUUCACUUGAAGAGGCCUUUUAGCUGCUUCUUCAUCAUCUCCAAAGCCGCAUAGUGCUCCAUUUGUUUCGACACUAGACAAAAGAAUGCAGUUGGUUAUAGAGUUCCCAAUCAGAAUGGCAGGUAAGCAACAAACAAAGAUCUUGAGCUUUUCCUGAAGUAGGAUUGGUUUGCAUGAGGGUGAGUUGUCAGAAAGAAGUUCAAAUAUCUUCUUGCAAUUUCUUUUGAUCCCAGCGGACUUUCUCCCUGAUCUGAUUAUUUUCAUUUUAAGCGUCAUGUGCUGCUGGAACAAAGAAUUAUUUUUCCUCUCUUUCAUUUAUCUUUUAUUGUGGUUCAGAGGAAACAUGGACUUACGCUCUCUUGGAGGAAAAAUUAUAGCGUUCACACUUCUGCCUGGAAAUAUCAGAGGAUGCUCCUGAGUUGCUAACGUCGUUUUGAAGCGGAGAAAAGCUGUCGAACUCCUGGAUUUUCAUAUCCUAGAAACACUUGUUUUGAUGUGCUCUCCACAGCAUUUGCAGCAUCAUCCUCAGAGCAAGACGUAACCAGACUGUAACUUAAUUGGCACAUUGAGCAACAUCACACGGUGAGUUGAAAUCCUUGAGAUUACAAGAUAAUGCAAUCGAA